Molecule: messenger RNA, 633 nt
Organism: Westerdykella ornata
Lineage: Eukaryota; Fungi; Ascomycota; Dothideomycetes; Pleosporales; Sporormiaceae
Exons: 2
Coding region: 1-633 (210 amino acids)
Source: RefSeq, a predicted model, not a curated record
AUGCGCACGCUCAGUUCGCUCCUCCUCGGCCAGGUUGGACUCACGAUCGCUCUGCCAUAUUCCCUCGAAGAAGCACCCAAGCCCACACUAGGCGUGUUCAGCUACUCCGGGAGUGGCUGUCCCCAGGGCUCCGUGAGCUUCACAACCGGACUCAGUACGACCAACCCCGCGGGCAACUACACCCUAACAUUUGGUCUCGACGCAUUCAUUGUGUAUUACGGCCCUGGAACCGCGCCUGUGGAUAGGUCGAAAUCGUGCGCUAUUGAGGUAGGUUUGAGCGUGCCAGAGGGAUGGAAGCUUAGGGUGAAUGCCGGUGGGACCCUUGUCCAUGGACUUGCGAAUUUAGAUUCCGGGACGCAGGAGACGUUCUUGGCGCAGUAUCUUAUCGAACCGGGAGAGAGCUCGGCGGCGUCAAUUGGGAGGGUAACAAUCAAAGGUCCGAUCAACAACAGCGUGAUCACAAAGACAGCGGAGAGCACCGACGGGGGAUACACGAGUGCAUGUGGAGGGGGCAAAGUGCAUGCAAAUUUCAGGCACUCGAUCACUACAGAUAACUCGCGGAAUGGGCCAGGUUGGGAGACUGAUGAGCUACCGUGGACAUUGCAGACCGGCUUGGAGGUGCUGAAAUGUUGA